UUUAUUCCAAUAAUGAGAUGGAAAAUACAUUGCAAAAAACAAUGAUGUCAUGUGUAAGAAAUGCUUCCAGUUCUAAAUUUAAUUCUUUGACCAUUGAAGUUGACUUUUAGUCAACAGGCCAUACCUAUGAACUCCCAAGUCUAUAGGCACUGUAUUUUUCACGAAUUGCAUUGACGACGAUUAAUGUAUGCGUAGACAAAAGGUUGAUACAAACGUCGAUUACAAAAAGUUGAAUGCUAAAAAGUAUACAGCAAGACCCUGAGAUGCUAAUAAACAAGGAUAAAUGUUCGAUAUCCCGUGCGUAAUUAUGAAAUAUAUUUUCAGCGACCUGUGCACGUCGGAUGUAAAAUUUUUAAAAUGAAUUUUAGAGCUAUUACUGUGAAACUUUUCCUUCUCGUGACUACUUUUACUUCAAGCUUUGGUCUCUUCACGAAUGUAUCUCUAUCUACAAUUUUCAACGAAAACAAACCUCUUGUUGGGUUUGCGUUGACUACCCUUGGUAAAAUAUUGAAUCCGACCGCGGCUUCGACAACCCAGAGGCCAGCGGGCUUCACGUCAAAGUUGACGAAACUCCUGGCCAGCCUCCUGAAUAUCCCGCCUGAGGUCUACUUUAGCACACACCAGCACAUUCUUCAACAAGGCUACCCGGCGGAGGAGCACUUCGUGGUCACGCCAGACGGUUACAUUCUGACCGUGAACCGCAUCCCCGGACCACGUCACUCGCGGGGCAGAAGUCGUUCCCCCGACGUGGUGCUCAUGAUGACGGCAACCCUCAGCUCAUCGUCCGACUACAUCGUCAGCUCACCCAAUCACUCACUUGCCUACCUUCUGGCGGACGCAGGCUACGAUGUCUGGCUUGGUAACGUCCGAGGCACAAGAGAUGGACGGAACCACACGCGCCUCAAUCCAGACAAGGACAGGCGCUUCUGGAACUUCAGUAUAGACGACGUCGCACGCUACGACUACCCGGCCCUUGCCUCGUACAUCACACGCCAUGCGGGGGUCGAGCGUUUCUUCUUCGUCGGGUUUUCUGCCGCCAACCGAUGCCUCUUCAUGUCGGCGUCGGCGCCCAACAGCUUCAUUGACAAGAUUCGUUUAUCGGUGAGCCUCGCACCCGCGCUGGGCACUGAGCAAUCUUCUCCAUUUAUGAGCUUCUUCUCUAAGAUCUUUAGCGGGAUCAGGGGAGCCGUAGAAAAGUUCAAUGGCGGGCAAUUUUAUCACGGCAACGACUUCAUGAUGUCUUUGAUUUACAUCGCGUGCAGCGACCGCAGCAAGCUUCGCCCGAUCUGCCUUCGUCUCAUAGCCACUAUCAUGGGCGGGAUGCAUUCAGGAUACGAUGGAAAGGAUAAACUGGCGUUCGCCAUGAACAGUGUUCUAUCGGGCACCUCGAACAAAGCUGCGCAGCAUCAAGCUCAGAUCAACACGUCUCCUGUUUUACGGAUGUUCAAUUACGGAGCUGGCAACAUGGCCGCGUACGGCUCGGAGAAGCCGCCAGCUUACAACCUCUCGCUGGUCUCCGCUCCUGUAGCCUUGUUCGUGAGUCCCGACGACCGACUCAUGCCCAUCGGAGGCCUGGAAAGUCUCAAGAAAAGUCUCACGAACGUGGUGGUGACUCACUUCAUCAAGCAGCCUGACUAUGGACACAUGGAUUUGAUAUUUUCUGACAGUGCCAAAGAGCUUGUCUACGAUCACGUCCUGCCAUUAAUGAAAUUAUUUUAACAGAAAGAGGCAAUGGCUUGAAGGAAUUUGUGGACUAUUUAUGCAGACAAAAUUUAUAAAAAAGUGCGUUAUGUCCGAUGCACAUAACGAACUCUUUACCACUGUAAUGAGAAUUGUUAUAUAUACAGUAUAUACUCAUUACAGUUAUAGACAGAUCUGAUCUAAUCGUAAAAAACUUGUUGUUGAAAACACUGACGAAUGUUACAACGAAACCGUGUCUUGAGAUUCAAUUAAAACCCUUCGUACCUUGUUUGCUGAACUUCGGUUCCCAAUACAAUUUACACCAACGAGAGAAAAUCAGAUUACAUUUGUUUAAUAUGACAGAAGCGAUGAAGCAGUUGUUUGUUGCUGUCGUGCGCCCGAAUCUAGA
Molecule: messenger RNA, 2089 nt
Organism: Hyalella azteca
Lineage: Eukaryota; Metazoa; Arthropoda; Malacostraca; Amphipoda; Hyalellidae
Product: lipase member K
Exons: 9
Coding region: 358-1719 (453 amino acids)
Biological process (GO): lipid metabolic process
Molecular function (GO): hydrolase activity, acting on ester bonds
Source: RefSeq, a predicted model, not a curated record